AUGUUGCCACCGGAAUGCCGCAAUCUGUAUGAAAGUGGACUUGCUCGAAUAUUAGUGACCCAUAUCAGUCUCGGAAUUGCCCUUCUAGGAAUCCCGGCCAAUAUUUUCGCCCUCAUUGUUCUUCACGCUGAAAAGGCCUGUCGAAGCCCAACCCACAUUCUGCUGAUCGCUCUGGCGAUUGAAGACAUAAUGAUUAUACUUUUCUAUGGCAUGUAUUAUAUUGCCAUGCAUUACUAUGAAUCCUAUAAUAUGGUGUGGUUGGGCUUUUUGCGAUAUAUUGACACACCACUGUUCUAUCUUGUCAACUGGAUUAAAAUGAUCGAAAUAUACACGGUGGUGCUCCUAAGUCUCGAGCGCUAUACAGCUAUUCGGUGGCCACUGAAAGCUGCCCACUUAUGUUCCGUCGGGCGAACAAAGCGCGGUCUGCUAAUAAUUACGCUGUUUUCGGGGAUUUUCAAAUUGCCCAACUUGAUUCUGGACUAUCGCGUUCUUCAGUGGUCUCCAGCCUGCAAAGACUACAAGCUUGUGGCCAUAUUUCGUGAGAAAUCGUGGUAUGAUACAUUUAAACUGGUACAUGUGCAACUGUUAGACCAGGUCUGCUCUUUCGUCAUACCGCUCAGUUUACUGGUAUUUCUCAACUUUGGACUAAUCAUGCGCAUUAGGCGCUUCGAAAGGCGACACAAAUCAGGCCAAUGGUCCAUUAAGCCACUAAAUGGAUCAAUUGCUAUCAUUACCCGAAAAACUUCCUACAAGCCACAGAAACCGAACAGCUGCGUUUCGGAGUUGGAAGACGAUGAUACUGAUCUUACUCUGCCCCCACGGGGAACCUGUUACUCAUUUAACUCUCGUCUGCGCGUGCCGCGAAAACCAAUCCUCACGGAGAGGAUCUUCGCAGAACCGAGCGUCACCUCGUCCAACGCAUCUCCUGAACAAACGCUCAAUGGAAAUCAACAAGGAGCUUUACGAAAUACAAUGAGUAUAAAAGGUGGUCAUAAUGCCAACGCUAGCAGGACAAGUAGAAGCAUAUUAUUGACACUGAUUGGAGUAGUGACCACGUUUAUAAUCUGCGAAACACCCACCACAGUUUGCUUCCUCUUCGAAAUAUGGCACCUGGUCUCUGGAAUUGUCAGUGAAGGCGGAAAAGCAUCCUUAAACACUUCACUUCCUGAUAAUUCGCCUGCAAACAGCACAAACGACCAAUCGGCUAAUCCUUACGACCUAUAUUAUUAUGCUUACCCCGCUGCCCUUGUACUAGUCCUAGUAGGCUGUGCUAGCAACUUCUUCAUCUACGUUCUCAUGGGCAGACGAUUUCGUCGAACAUGCAUUCGACUACUCGUCAGGUGUAGUUGUGUUAUAUGUUCUCAUUUUAGACGCCGCAAGUCUAAACGCAACGAAGAAGACUCUGGUUUCAUUCGACCACUGAAGCAUAGACAUACGCUACGCCCAAAAAAGGUCUGA
Dibothriocephalus latus is the source of this 1458-nucleotide messenger RNA. The record is from the annotation of a GenBank genome assembly. NCBI's taxonomy places the organism in Eukaryota, Metazoa, Platyhelminthes, Cestoda, Diphyllobothriidea, Diphyllobothriidae.